AUUGGGCGGCGUGAGAGCGCCGCGGUCCCGCGGCCCUGCUGCCGCCGCCAGCAGAGCGCACCGGGCGGGCCGGGCGAGUGGCCAUGGCGGGCCCCGAGGACGGGCCGGGCCAGCGGCCGGAACUCGACGAGGACGAGGCGGCGUCCUGCCGGCGCUGGGGCGCGCAGCACGCCGGGGCCCGCGAGCUCGCCGCGCUCUACUCGCCAGGCAAGCGCUUCCAGGAAUGGUGCUGCGUGGUCCUGUGCUUCAGCCUCAUUGCCCACAACCUGGCCCAUCUCCUGUUGCUGGCCCGCUGGGAGCACACGCCCCUCGUCAUGCUGGGUGUCGUUGCAGGGGCUCUCAUUGCUGACUUCCUGUCUGGCCUGGUGCACUGGGGAGCCGACACGUGGGGCUCCGUGGAGCUGCCCAUCGUGGGGAAGGCUUUCAUCCGGCCAUUCCGGGAGCAUCACAUCGACCCCACAGCCAUUACGCGACACGACUUCAUUGAGACCAACGGGGACAAUUGCCUGGUGACUCUGCUGCCACUGCUAAACAUGGCCUACAAGUUCCGCACCCAGACCCCUGAAGCCUUGGAGCAGCUGUAUCCCUGGGAGUGCUUUGUCUUCUGCCUGAUCAUCUUCGGCACGUUCACCAACCAGAUCCACAAGUGGUCGCACACAUACUUCGGGCUGCCACGCUGGGUCACACUCCUGCAGGACUGGCACAUCAUCCUGCCUCGUAAACACCACCGCAUCCACCACGUCUCACCCCACGAGACCUACUUCUGCAUCACCACAGGCUGGCUCAACUACCCUCUGGAGAAGAUGGGCUUCUGGCGACGGCUGGAGGACCUCAUCCAGGGCCUGACGGGAGAGAAGCCUCGGGCGGAUGACAUGAAAUGGGCCCAGAAGAUCAAAUAACUCCUCCAAGCCUGUCACCUUAUUGCCAACCUUCCCCGGUCCCCCUCCCAAACCGAAGCCAUCUGCCAAAUUCCAGCCUCCUCGCUGGCCCCUCCGAGUGGAGAGGAUGCCUCCUGGGCUGGGCCCGGGCACCCCUAGCCCACCCCUCGUGACACAGAAUACUUGAGCCACUGAUUUUUCAUUUCCUUCCUUUUCUGUUUCCUUGGCCCCUGCCCAGCCACCUGAGCUGCUCUGUCUACCAAGCCUGACUCUGCAGAAAAAGGAGCCCCAUCUGCCAGCCACCCCUUGGUCAGAGGGGACACUCACCCACAACCUGUGUCACCAGGCAGCCCUUCAGCAUGGCUGGUGUUGGGGCCACUGAGUCGUCUUAUCUGCCCCUCCUUGUCUGGCCCAAGUUGGUCUUGGAGCUGCUAAGUACACCCCAGUGCCCCUGUACCAUUGCCCUGCCACAGCACUCAAGCUGACCCCGCAGGCCUGGGUGGGUGGGCAUCCCCAGCCUGCCUACCCUGGGUGAUGAAGUGCAGCCAGCAUCUAAGGGCAGCCGGCCUUCCCCUGGAUCACCCUCCCUUGCCCCUCCCCCAGCUGUCCAUGAUUCCAGCUAGAGCUGAUGCCUCUAACGGGAGCCCCUGCAAAGGGUCUUUGCAAUUUGCAAGGGGACUCAUUGUCCCCUCUGGCCAGGGGUAUGUCAGAGAAGGAAGAGGGGCUUUUUUGUUUUGACUGGUUUUUUUUUUUAAAGGUGCUUGCUUGUUUAAUGUAAAUAAUAGAAAGCCUUAAUAUCUUUUCUGUAACACGGAGUAAUAUUUUAAUGUCAUGUUUUGGAUGUACAUAAUAUAUUUAUAACAAAGCAGCAAGAGUCUACUUAACCUUGGCUGCGUGGUGUUUCCUGGCUGGUUGGCUGGGGGAGGGGUGGUAAGGAGCCUGGUGGGUGAGGCCCCCACUCCACUCCCAACGCCCCCUCCAGCCUUGGGCUCAGGAUGGAAUUGUUGCCUGAGACAGUGAAUAAAUGUUAACAAAUCGUGGAGGGGAUCCACGAUUUGAUGAGGCAUGCUUUUCGUUCAGGAGAUCAUGGUCAUGAGACAUGAAGGGAGAUCCCUAUUGGUGAAUUCCUGUAGCAAGUAUUGACUGGCACCUGCUGUAGGCCAGGCCUCACCUGGACACUAGGGCACAGCAGUGAACAAACAGGCAAAGAUUAACCCUGGCAGAGCUGACCUACCAGGGAAAGAGACAAUAAAUAUCAAUAAAUGCACAUGGACCUGCAGAUGCUGAUUUGUAAAGGAUGGAACCACACCGGGGAAGCAGGGUGGG
This is a messenger RNA of Talpa occidentalis (Iberian mole), 2204 nucleotides long. RefSeq names its product plasmanylethanolamine desaturase 1 (gene PEDS1). Lineage: Eukaryota; Metazoa; Chordata; Mammalia; Eulipotyphla; Talpidae. Gene Ontology annotation, molecular function: plasmanylethanolamine desaturase activity. Bases 84 to 899 code for a protein of 271 amino acids. The record is from RefSeq and is a predicted model, not a curated record. Gene Ontology annotation, cellular component: endoplasmic reticulum membrane. The transcript is spliced from 6 exons. Gene Ontology annotation, biological process: ether lipid biosynthetic process.